AUGAAAGAUUUUGGUGGAGAUAGUCUUGAUGUGGCCUUGACGCUCAACUGCAUUGGAGAUGUGCUGCUGAGGGAAGGGAGGAGAGAUCAAGCCUUGGAGCAACACAAACGAGCUCUUGACAUACAGUUGAAGAAAGUGGGAGAAAAACAUCUUAAUACAGCAAAUACCUACAAAUACAUUGGUAUUGCACUUCUGAAACAAAAUGACGACGAAAAAGCCGAAGAAACGCUCCGUAAAGCUCUUGAUAUCAUGGACGAUCUGCCGGCAAAAUCGUCUGAUUUGAUGGAUGUCAGCCAACAUCUAAGUGGGGCAUUGCAAUUUCAAGGCAAGUUUUCAGAGGCAAUCAAGAUCCAAAAAGCUGUACUUUCAAAACUACUACAAAGUCACGGGGAAGAUUACCCUGAAGUUGCAGUUGCAUACGCUGGCAUUGCAGGGAUGUUGGCAGACCAGAAUAGGUUUGACGAUGCUCUUCAGAUGCUUGAUAAAAGCAUCCAAGUUUGUUAUCGACUAAAAGGGCAGGGUCCAUGCAUUAAAGGAAUAUUGGCACA
This is a messenger RNA of Cylindrotheca closterium, 548 nucleotides long. The record is from the annotation of a GenBank genome assembly. NCBI's taxonomy places the organism in Eukaryota, Bacillariophyta, Bacillariophyceae, Bacillariales, Bacillariaceae.